Teleopsis dalmanni is the source of this 607-nucleotide messenger RNA. RefSeq lists its product as uncharacterized. Bases 44 to 583 code for a protein of 179 amino acids. Lineage: Eukaryota; Metazoa; Arthropoda; Insecta; Diptera; Diopsidae. The transcript has 2 exons. The record is from RefSeq and is a predicted model, not a curated record.
CAAAAAUUAUUGAACGCAUGUCAUUUGGGUUUUUGCUGCUUCAAUGGUUGACGAUUCACAAGUUUCUAGCAAGGAUUUGAUAAAUUUGUCCGAAUAUUGUGAUUUUAACAAGUUUUUCCUAGUUGAGGAAAUAGCACUAGAGCCAGAUUAUACGCAAUUACAUUAUGGAAAAUGUUUAGUGAUUGGAAAGUUGCGAAGAAAUGUUGAGGGUGAUUUUGAAUUAGAAAAUAUUCAUUUACCUAACUUACCCAAUGAAUAUUCGUUGCCGGAAGGAUUUUUAUCUGUGCAUUUACUGACGUUUAGUUAUUUGGGUAUAGAACUGGAAGAUGGACAUUUUUGCGAGAUUUACGCUGAACUUGUACUACUAAAUUUAGAAAAUCGUGAUGCUAAUAAAUCACAACUGACUGUUCGUGGCUUACAAGAAAUACUAUGCCAUACUGAAGAGUCCCAGAAACAAAAAAAGAUUACAGAAUAUACAAAGUCACAUAAACCUGCGCUAAGGGUAUAUGAUGUUAAAAAAAUAGAUCGCGCUGGGGAGUUGGCAGAACGAAAUUUAAGAAUCAGAAUGAUCGCACAACUUUAGUUAAAGUUAUCAUGGAUGACUGUU